This is a messenger RNA of Sporothrix brasiliensis 5110, 414 nucleotides long. Its product is annotated as cytochrome b5. Gene Ontology annotation, molecular function: heme binding. The transcript is spliced from 2 exons. The record is from RefSeq and is a predicted model, not a curated record. NCBI's taxonomy places the organism in Eukaryota, Fungi, Ascomycota, Sordariomycetes, Ophiostomatales, Ophiostomataceae. Gene Ontology annotation, cellular component: endoplasmic reticulum membrane; intracellular membrane-bounded organelle. The coding region runs from base 1 to 414 and encodes 137 amino acids. Gene Ontology annotation, biological process: sterol biosynthetic process.
AUGGCCGUCGCAAAGGAGUACACCUACCAGGACGUUGCUGAGCACAACACCAGCAAGGACCUGUUCCUCGUCAUCCACGACAAGGUCUACGACGCCACCAAGUUUGUCGACGAGCACCCCGGCGGCGAGGAGGUUCUUCUGGACGUCGGCGGCCAGGACGCCACCGAGGCGUUUGAGGAUGUUGGCCACAGCGACGAGGCGCGCGAGACCCUGCAGCAGCUGCUCGUCGGCAGCCUGAAGCGCCAAGCCGGCGACCCGAACCCGUCGAGCACCACGACCGGCGCCGUUGCGCCCAAGGCCCAGACCGACACUGCCGGCCUCGGCAUUGGCCUGUACGCGUUCCUGGCCGUCGGUGGUGCCGCUGCCUACUUUGCCUACCAAUACCUGCAGCAGCAGCAACAAACGCCUGCUUAA